This is a messenger RNA of Hibiscus syriacus, 1119 nucleotides long. RefSeq names its product flavonol sulfotransferase-like. Gene Ontology annotation, cellular component: cytoplasm. Gene Ontology annotation, biological process: sulfation. The record is from RefSeq and is a predicted model, not a curated record. The coding region runs from base 22 to 1032 and encodes 336 amino acids. Lineage: Eukaryota; Viridiplantae; Streptophyta; Magnoliopsida; Malvales; Malvaceae. The transcript has a single exon. Gene Ontology annotation, molecular function: sulfotransferase activity.
UCACCCUUUACUUGUUCCUCCAUGGCUGCUUCUCUAACCUCUCCACUGUGUGACCAGCAACAUUCAAAUUCCAAUGAAAGAUAUGAAGAAACACUCGCCAAGUUACCUAUAGGCAAAGGCUGGGCGACCGAACAUCUGGUUCAUUACCAAGGCUUUUGGCUAACCCCUAGAACAGCCUUGAAAGGUUUAAUGUGGAUCCAAGACCACUUCAAUCCUCGAGCCACCGAUAUUUUCCUAGCCUCGUCCCCGAAAACCGGCACCACUUGGCUCAAGGCACUCAUUUUCGCCAUCGUCAACCGCACCCGCUACGGUAUCUCCGACCACCCUUUGCUCACCGCUGGCCCUCACGAUUGCUUCCCUUUCUUGGAUACUUACGUAGACGGAAACAAUCGGUCUUUACACGAACUUGAUGUGUUGCCUUCACCACGUCUCCUCUCAACCCAUCUCCCUUUAGGCUUGUUACCGAAUUCCAUGACCGAUGAUCAAAGUUGCAGGUUGGUUUACAUCUGCAGGGACCCCAAAGACGUGCUUGUUUCCAAAUGGCUAUUCCUGAACAAGCUAAGGCCUAGACAAUUGCCACCCUUGUCGCUUGAGGAAGCGUUUGAGUUGUUUUGUCAAGGGGUAUCCCAUUACGGACCCUAUUGGAACCAUGUUUUAGGGUAUUGGAAAGCAAGUUUAGAAAACCCAGAAAAGAUACUCUUCUUGAAGUACGAAGAUUUGAAGAAGGAUCCCUUUGUUGUUGUUAAGAGGUUAGGUGAAUUCAUAGGCCACCCUUUUUCAUUGGAGGAAGAGAGUGGAGGAGUGGUUGAAGGAAUAUUGAAACUGUGUAGCUUUGAGAAUUUGAGCAAUUUGGAAGUGAAUAAAACAAGUGUGCUGAAGUAUAGCAGAGAUAUUAGGGUUGAUAAUCGAGAUUUCUUCAGGAAGGGAGAAGUUGGUGAUGGGAAUAAUUAUUUAACAGAGGAGAUGAUACAGCGUUUGAAUGCAAUCAUAUCUGAGAAGUUACUGGGUUCUGGAUUGGAAUUGGGCAACUAGUUUUUAAUGUUCGAUAUUUGAAUCGUGAUAAAACAAGUUAUCAUCAUAUCCUUAUCGUUAUUUCUGUGUUUGUAUCAUGUUUUUUAU